Molecule: messenger RNA, 3494 nt
Organism: Humulus lupulus (European hop)
Lineage: Eukaryota; Viridiplantae; Streptophyta; Magnoliopsida; Rosales; Cannabaceae
Product: formin-like protein 11
Exons: 4
Coding region: 325-3249 (974 amino acids)
Biological process (GO): actin nucleation; actin cytoskeleton organization
Molecular function (GO): actin filament binding
Source: RefSeq, a predicted model, not a curated record
AGAAUGUAGAUAAAAACAGGCACAGUUAUGUGAUACAUGUUAACAGUGUUUUGCAGGAGUGUUAAUGGUGGUGUGAAGAGAUAAGAGCAGGGGAAGUUAAGAAGGCACUGUACAACUACAACUGCCAUGUUCAGGGGUUCCUUGGAGUAGCAUUAAAGACUAUCUCUCUCUUUCACCUAUACCAGCAAAAUAAGUUUUACUAAGGAAGGAAAACAAUGGACCAAAAAGAAAGAAUGAAUAAAGAAAUAUAGAAGUAGCAGAUUUAUAAGUUGAAUAUUGGAUUGGUGCUUUGAUGAUUUUUAUUUUUCUUGGUUGAAUGAGAACAUGGGUUCUGUUUCUCAGACACUGCUCAUGAUUUUCAUAAUAAUCAUUUUCAUGCCUUUAUCAUUAAACAGUUGCACCACCACACACAAUGCUGAUGAUGAUGCUACUUUGUCAAAUGCCUAUGCACCAGAGAACUUAAAUGUUCAUCAUCAUGGCCUACAGCAGUUCGAAAAGGAAGAUGUGAUUCUGAAUCAGAUUGAGAAAGUUUCAGGAAAGGAUGAGAAUGAUGAAGGAGAGCCUAAAAGCUCUUUAGUGGAAAAGUUCAGGGUUUUACUUGGGCUAAGGAGCUUCCACGUGAGAAGAACAUCAAAUGGUGACCAUGGAUAUUUGUCUCCAGCCCCAUCUCCAUCACUCUUUGGUGAAGCUGAGGUUCCGGUUCCAGCUCCAGCUCCGGCACUUAGUCCUGCUCCUGUGCAUCAUAUCCAUUUGAUACCCCACGCUGCAAAACAUGGUUUGAACAAAUUUCCUCCAGCUCACAAGAUUAAAAAUGAUGAUGAUGAUGAUGAAGAUGAUAAAGGAAGAGUCAAAAGGAUUCUUGUUGCUGUUCUAGUCUCAGUAGGAGCUGCCACUUUGGUUUCUAUUGUUGGUCUCAUGUGGGCUUACAAGAAGUACAGAACAGAUCAAAACAAGCCCAAAACAAAAAUGUCAGUGUAUGGGAAAAAAGGAGGCAGAUCCAAGUGUGUGAGUUUCAACAGAUCAGCUAGCAAGGUGAGCUUAAAUCCUGGUCUUGAUCUCUUUUAUCUUGAUUCAUUAGGAAAAGAUCUAGAGCAACAACCACAUGAGCCUUCUUCUUUUCUAAAGAAAAUUUCUGAAACUGGUGUCACAUCACCAAAUCAUAGCAUACCAAAUGAUACUACAUUGCCUGCGAGAGAAGUUUCUGUCCAAGAACCAAUAACAUCUGAAUUUGAUAACCUCAGUAGUUCUUCCACUAGGGAAAUUAAGUCAGUACAUGAAGAUGCAGGUUCAAUCAACCAAGAACAUAAUUCCCUCACUUUCCCAUCUGGGGUUAAAGUUGUUCCUACAGAAUGUCAUUACUCGGAUGAUGAUGAUGAUGAUGAUGAUGAAUCUUUUCAUUCAUUUGGAGAUUCAAACUCGUCCAAUGCCAUUCGCCUUUCCAAUGCUUCAGUAGGUAGUUUCAGUGAUGCAUUAGAGAAUUUCAACCCAAAUGAGUGGAACAAAUCUUCUUUAAUGUCCCCUCUUGUGAACUUAGCUCAAAACUCUUCUCCAUUUCUGGAUUUAAAGUCACCAAGCAAAGAUGAAAGUGACAAAUUACCAACUUCAUCAUCCUCUUCCAUUAAUCAAAAGAGUUUAACCCCUCCUCCACCACCUCCACCACCACCUCUGCCUCCCCCACGUGUAAGCUUUCUUUCUUCUCAUUUUUCUUCUUGUUCAACUAGAGUUGAGUCUAAAGCUUCAAGCUCUUCCACAUUGCCAAACCAAUCAUCUUCUAAAGAGCCAGAAUCUAUUUCUGGAUUAGACAAAACUAUGCAAGUUAAAGAGUUGGCUUCUCCACCUGAGAACCCCUCAAAACCAUCAGCAAGUUCACCCGGAAUUCCUCCCCCACCAUGCCCUCCUCCAUUGUUCAAAACUAAUAAUACAUUUUCCAAGGCACCACCUCCUCCACCAUCACAAUUUGAUCAGCUUUCGGCUUUGGGAAAAGAUGGAACACCCCUUCCAAAAUUGAAGCCUCUGCAUUGGGACAAAGUAAGAGCUGUGCCAGAUCGUUCCAUGGUGUGGGACAAGCUGAGAUCAAGUUCAUUUGAAUUGGAUGAGGAAAUGAUUGAGUCACUUUUCGGAUACAGUCUACAAAACUCAAUAAAGAAUGAUGAAGCGAAGAGCAAAACUCCUUCUCCAAGCAAGCAUGUUUUGGAGCCAAAGAGAUUACAGAACAUAACCAUACUUUCUAAAGCCCUCAAUGUGACUGGUGACCAAGUAUGUGAGGCAAUAUUACAAGGGAAUGGCUUGCCAUUACAACAGCUAGAAGCACUUGUGAAGAUGGUACCAACCAAAGAUGAAGAAGCGAAGCUCUCUGGCUACGAAGGAGACAUCACUGAACUGGGGUCAGCAGAGAAGUUUGUGAAGGCAAUACUAACUAUACCUUGCGCCUUUCAACGAGUUGAAGCUAUGCUUUACAGAGAAACUUUUGAAGACGAAGUGGUUCAUCUCAAAAACUCAUUUUCAAUGCUAGAGGAAGCAUGCAAGGAACUCAGGUCAAGCAGACUUUUCUUGAAGCUAUUAGAAGCUGUACUCAAAACAGGCAACCGUUUGAACGUGGGAACCAUAAGAGGUGGCGCCAGGGCUUUCAAGCUCGACGCACUGCUCAAACUGGCCGACGUAAAAGGCACCGAUGGUAAGACCACUCUGCUCCAUUUCGUCGUCCAGGAGAUUAUCAGAUUAGAAGGAAUCAGAGUUUCUGAUAGCAUAAUGGGGAGAAUCAACCAGGCUAACAAAACUAGAACUCCAGAAGAGAGAGAAGAAGAUUACAGAAGAAUGGGACUAGAACUGGUAUCUGGCCUUAGUACUGAACUUUACAACGUGAAGAAAACGGCUGCCAUUGAUUUGGAUGUCCUCGCCAGCUCUGUCUCGAACCUAUCUGAUGAAAUGUCUAAACUGAGAAAACUUAUUACCGAGGCCUUAAGCAUGGAUGAGAAAGCUGGUAACUUCAUAAACUCCAUGAAUUCGUUUCUGGGUUUUGCAGAGAAGAGGCUGAAGGAGCUACAGGGAGACGAAGACAGAGUUCUGUCACAUGUCAAAGAAAUUACAGAGUACUUCCAUGGUGAUGUGAGUAAAGAAGAAGCCAACCCACUUCGGAUAUUUGUGAUAGUGAGAGACUUUCUGGGCAUGUUGGACAAUGUAUGUAAAGAGCUUCGUAGUUCAAAUUCAAAAGCUCACCGUAGUCCGAACCCUCUGUCUCCAUUCAAGUAGAUGGCUCCAUUUUUUGUGCGUUUUAUGAGUAUGUAAUUCUCAUCAUUAAUCAACCAGAAUGUAUUCUGAUUUUGUUUUUGUUUUUGUGUAAAGAUUUGAAUUUUUUAUUUUUUUUAGAUUGAAUUGUUUGUCAACUUUUAAGUAGUUUGGUAUUUCAUUUUCGAGCUUUCUUGAGUCGAAGAACAAGUCUUAAAUUGUUGUAACUUGUAACCUCUGUAAAAAAAAUGAUCUUUUAUGUUCUACAA